Messenger RNA from Notothenia coriiceps (black rockcod), 1437 nucleotides. RefSeq names its product nth-like DNA glycosylase 1 (gene nthl1). The record is from RefSeq and is a predicted model, not a curated record. The transcript has 6 exons. Gene Ontology annotation, molecular function: 4 iron, 4 sulfur cluster binding; DNA-(apurinic or apyrimidinic site) endonuclease activity; oxidized pyrimidine nucleobase lesion DNA N-glycosylase activity. The coding region runs from base 24 to 1235 and encodes 403 amino acids. Gene Ontology annotation, cellular component: nucleus. Gene Ontology annotation, biological process: base-excision repair, AP site formation; base-excision repair; nucleotide-excision repair. Lineage: Eukaryota; Metazoa; Chordata; Actinopteri; Perciformes; Nototheniidae.
CAACCAACUUCAAGAUCAACUAAAUGCCUCAGGUCCGCUGGAAAACGAGGUUCUGUUAUGUAGUCCGGACUUUAACUAUGACCUCUCCUUAUUUCAUGCAGAGCAGACCUGUUAUCACUCGGAGCGGUGAUCAAAAUGCAGCCUCUCUCAGGUCCAAACUCACCACCAGACGUAGGAAUCAGGGUCCAGGUUCCUCUGUGGAGGUGAAGGUAGAGCCGGAGGAGGCGAGGAUCUCGGAGCAAAGACCCUCCUCGGCCCCCUUAUCCACGGAAACAGACGCCUUGCCGUUGUCUUCACACAGCCGCAGAAGGAAACAGCUCAAAGUGGAAUAUGAUGAAGAUGAAGGUGUACAGCCGGUGAAGACAGAACACUGGGAACCUCCCGACUGGAAGAAACAAUUGGGAUACAUCCGUGAGAUGAGGAGCAGCCGGGAUGCACCUGUAGAUAACAUGGGGGCAGAGAAAACCUACGACUCAGACGCUACUGCUCAUGUCAGACGUUUCCAGGUGUUGGUUUCACUCAUGCUGUCCAGUCAGACCAAGGACCAGGUGACCGCAGCAGCCAUGAAGAGGCUCCGAGCUCACGGCUGCACUGCAGAAAGUAUUCUUAAUACUGAUGAUGAAGCACUGGGGAAACUCAUCUACCCUGUGGGCUUCUGGAGGACUAAGGUGAAGUAUCUGAAGCUGACAUCGGCCAUUCUGCAGAAAGAGUUUGGAGGGGACAUCCCAGACAGCGUGCAGGGGCUGGUCCGCCUAACAGGAGUCGGACCUAAGAUGGCUCAUCUGGCUAUGGACAUCGCAUGGGACCAGGUGUCCGGCAUCGGCGUGGACACACACGUGCAUCGUAUCUCUAAUAGGCUGGGCUGGCUGAAGAAACCGACCAAGAGCCCGGAGCAAACGCGCAAGGCCCUGGAGGAGUGGUUACCAAGGGAGCUGUGGAGUGAGAUCAACUGGCUGCUGGUGGGUUUCGGGCAGCAGGUGUGCCUCCCCGUCAGGCCUCUCUGCUCCGUGUGUCUGAACCAGCACAGCUGUCCCUCCGCCCACAAAAUCUCUCCUACAAAAAGGCCUAAAGCUGCUUCCCCCUGCUCCCCUGAUCCAACCUCUGCCUCCACAGUAAAGACUGAACCUGGACAAGAAUCAGAUGUUAAACAUGAGAGGUUAAAGAAGGAGCCACUGCCCACACCUGUUUCCCCAAACGCACCGAAACGGAAGAUAAAAACCAAGGUUAAAUAUUGAUUUAGUCUUGUCUGAGCUGUGACCAAAUAUUGGACCAGAAAGAUCAAACUUAAACACAGACACACUGAGAACAUUGAUGUGGAUAUCAGAAUGUACGAGUUUAAUAUGACACUACAACUACUUCAAAGAGAUAAACUAUUUUUCUACUGCUGGUGCUACUUUAUUAUUAUAAAAAAUAAAUAAAUGAUGUACUGAAAUCAUG